GCGUGCCUCGAUCGGAAGCUUCAUUUCUAGAUCGGAAACGGAGGUCUUGUUGGAUCCUGCCUCCUCGGCGACCUCCACCUUUGAGGAAUGUUAAACAUAUCUAAAGAGGAGGAAGGUUCAUCCGCACGGGUUCUUCAACUACUCCGCAUACAAACAGUACAUUGAAUUUGUCUGCAGAAGUUGGUGCUAUUGCUCCAUCGCUUCUCCUUUUCCUUUUCUUUUCUUUUCUUUUCUCUUUCCAUUAGCCCACGCCCCAAGCUUCAACGCUUCUACUUUAUCCUUGCUCGUACUACCAACUACGUAUACACGCACGCACCGACACCUUCCUAUAUAUAUAGAUAACAUCAUCCCCACAGGAAAUCAAGGACUAAAGACAAACCCAAUUGUUCAUCAAGUCCCACAACACUUGGGGUGUUAAUCGAUCUUCUCUCCAGUACAAUCAUCUGAUCACUGUGUUUCUUGCUCUUUUUUGCUUAAUUAAUUUGUUAUGGCCUUCAUCGAGUGCUUUAGAUUCAAGGUUAGACGCAGACUCAAGCGUGGGAUUCUUGCUGAUCAUGAUCAUCAGGAACAUGAUGAGAAGCGGGCUGUAAAUGGCAUCAUUGAUGGUAAUGGGCACGACGUCCUUGAUGAUUUAAAGCGGAAGGAUUAUGGUUCCGUCAGGAAGUUCACAUGGGAUGAGGUUGAGAGGUUGACCAUGAACUUCUCUGAGGUGAUUGGAUCCGGAGGGUUUAGCACUGUCUAUCUGGCUCAGCUCCAGGGAUCGAGUUUGGGCAUGGCGCUUGGGGCAAUCAAGAUUCACAUUGGCAGCGAGCGUCUCAACCAAUUGUUCAAGCAGGAACUAGACAUUCUCCUCCGGCUUCGCCAUGAAAAUAUCGUCAAGCUUCUUGGGUACUGUGAUGACGGAGAACAAGGGGCCAUGGUACUCGAGUAUGCGGCCAACGGAAGCUUGCAGGAAAAGCUCCAUGAUACAGAAAGGGAAACGCAUGUGCUUUCGUGGAGAAACCGCAUGACAAUAGCCUUCCAGCUUGCGCAAGCACUGCAAUAUUUGCACGAACAAUGCACGCCACAGAUUGUUCACGGCGACAUCAAAGCCUCAAACAUCCUCCUGGACGAGCAUCUCAACUGCAAGCUCUGCGAUUUCGGUUCUGCAAAAAUGGGGUUUUCUUCGACGGUGCUUCCUCCUUCAUCUUCUCCAUAUUCUUCGAGGAGGAAGCAAGUCAUGAUGCUGGGUUCUCCCGGUUACACCGACCCUCACUACCUGAAAACGGGAAUGGCCACAAAAAAGAACGACGUCUACAGCUUCGGGGUCGUCCUUCUAGAACUCGUCACGGGGAUGGAGGCCUUCUGCCCGGAAAGGGGGCAGUUCCUGACAUCUAUAGCGAGCCCCAUGCUGAAGAACGUUGCUGCGUUGGGAGCUUCGGAGGUGGCGGAAAUGGUGGAUCCACGGCUAAGCGGGAACUAUGACCUGGAAGAAGCCAAGACCAUGCUUUCCAUCUCGGCCAUGUGCCUCGGCCAGUCGCCCAUCCUCAGACUUUCAGCUACCAACAUCUUGCAAACUGUGAAGGAGAGUAUUUCUUCUCUCUCUCCGGAGAAGCUUGGUUCCAUGAAGAAAUCUACUGCCUCUUGUCCGAAGUCAUGAUCGAUGAGGGAUGAUUGAACAUAGUUGAUUCUGUACAAAUGUAAAAAUUGGUCAUUAUUUUCACAGUUCUUUGCAACUGGAUUCGUUAGAUCAAGAGGCGAGAGAGGAAUAAUUAUAUAUUUAUAUGAAAA
This is a messenger RNA of Juglans regia (Persian walnut), 1770 nucleotides long. RefSeq names its product probable receptor-like protein kinase At4g10390. Gene Ontology annotation, cellular component: plasma membrane. The transcript has 2 exons. Gene Ontology annotation, molecular function: ATP binding; protein kinase activity. The record is from RefSeq and is a predicted model, not a curated record. Gene Ontology annotation, biological process: protein phosphorylation. NCBI's taxonomy places the organism in Eukaryota, Viridiplantae, Streptophyta, Magnoliopsida, Fagales, Juglandaceae. The coding region runs from base 488 to 1639 and encodes 383 amino acids.